Morus notabilis is the source of this 2012-nucleotide messenger RNA. RefSeq lists its product as uncharacterized. The transcript has 5 exons. The record is from RefSeq and is a predicted model, not a curated record. Bases 313 to 1578 code for a protein of 421 amino acids. NCBI's taxonomy places the organism in Eukaryota, Viridiplantae, Streptophyta, Magnoliopsida, Rosales, Moraceae.
CGAGGUGACUCCAAGGAAGAAGAAAACGACAGUCUUUUUGUCUGUCUCGAGUAAUCCAACCUGGAAUCCGAUUCUCAACAGGCCAUGAGUACCACACAAUCAAAGAUCAGAAUUUUCUCGUCUCGAUCCGGCGAUUGGAUCACGUUAAUCCCCCAUCUUUUGUGAUUUUCGUAAUUUUUGUGCUGAAAAUCUUUGGAAUUUUGAGGUCCAAAGAUGGAUAAGUCUAUGGCAAACUGAAAAAGUCUCCAAAAAAAGAAAGGGAAGAAAUUUUGGUCUCAGGAACUUGGUUUCCGAACUGGGUUUCCCUUAAACAUGGUUGUGAAGCUGUGUUGUUUGAUGGCUUCUAGUGGCUACCAUCCUGGAGUAGUUUUGCCCCAACAAGAUCAGGCCAUCAACAAGGCCAUCCAGGAUUGUCAUCCUAUUUUUCCGUGUUAUGGAGCAAGACAUGAGAUUAUGAGAAUAGGAUCUCUUAAUUUGAGGGCUUAUGAGGGUGAGGAGGCAUGGAAACCCAUAAGUGGGUUGUCUAAUCCAAGCCAGUUUGUCAAGAUUGAAUCAGCAGUUAAAAGCCCUCUGCUCACUGAUGUUCAAGAUUCUCAUCCAAGUUCAAUGCUUUUCAGCUCUGUAAUUGCUGAACAUUGCACAAGACAUGAAAAGAUUUUGCAGUUCCUCAUGUCCGGAGCAACUGAACCAGAGGGAGGCACAGUGGAUUUAGCUUUACUUUCUGAGUUGAUGGUUUUACAAUCAUUGAGAAUUGAUUCUCAGCAACAGCCAAGUCCUCUAAUCUACCCUAGUACUUACGCCCAAAAGCCUCUUUUGGACUUUGUUGGAGAUCUGAUGGGUAGUUCAAGAAUUACAAUUCACCCAGAUGGGCGAGUCUCAUUCAAUGGUACGGGGACUGAGGUUAAGGAUCUACUUUCAGUUGUUGCUGAGUUUUACUUGUCAAAAAGCUCAGCUACGUGGGAAAAGCAGUCAAUGCUUGUCCCACACUAUAGUAGGCUGGACAGCAGUGAAAUACGAGUUCUUGUUGAUGGGAAUACUUUGAAGCUUCAAGCAACAACUGUUGCUCCUUUAAAAAGCGCUGAAAAAGUCAAGGUCAAGUCACCAAAAAAGAAGAGUGGUAGAAAGGUAUGCAGAGAGCGGGAUCUCUACAAGAAGAACUACUUUCACGCAUGUGAGAACCUUAUAUCUAUAAUGGUUGACAAGAGGAGGAAGCAUUGUAAAACAGCAAUCCUUUCACUAAAAAAGUCUGGCCCAGAGCUUCCUGAGCUCCUCACUCGUUUCUCUGCCGGCAUUGCUGGGACUGGCCUGGCCGUGCUCUUCUCGGUCGUGUGUAAAUUAGCUUGUUCGAGGGUACCCUUUUGCACUACAAGACUCUUCAACACCGGAUUAGGAUUUGGGCUUUUUUGGCUCUCUUGGGCAGUUAAUAAGCUGAGGGACACAAUUGUCUAUGUCAACAAGAACCAAGGCAAGUUGGGUUUGAAGGAAGAGGAAAUGAUGAACAAAGUGGACAAGAGUGUGAAAGAUAUCUAUUUCAGAGCCGCAACUUUGAUGGCAAUAGCGGUAUUGAGGUUUGCUUGAAAACUAAGCGAUCUAUUUUCCGGCAAGGCGAAUGCAAAUGGUACAGGGCACAAUUUGACUGGCUGUGUAUGUGACAGUAACUGUAUUGUUAUGUAUAGCUGGUUGAUGAUUAGACUGGGUAAAGCUCACUUGCUCGGCUUCUAAGGUGAUGGAGAGGCUCAAGUGAGAAGUAAUCACUGAAAAUAUUUGAUGAAAAGGAAUCCAAAAGAUCUCAGGUAUGACAUGAUGCAGAGUUCUCUAGGGACUGAACUCUGUCUGAUCACCAGUCAGCAUUAGUAAUCAAUGUUCUAUAACCAAUUAGAAUUGUGUAUUAUAUAGCAGUGCAGUGAGUUGGCUAGUUAAUUAUUGUAUCUCAUACAGUACAACAAUUUUGGGCAUGAAAUUCCUAGAUUUAUUCUACGAAUGCAAAGCUUUUAUCAAGAUAGUUUGUUUGA